AUGGUGGUCUUGGCCACGAAUGCCGCGGCCACCGGUCGGAGAGACAUCGCUCAGGAGUUUGUUUGGGUCACGGACGUCUUCCCACCGAAGGACUUGUCAUAUCCCAACGCCUCGCUGUAUGUGGUGAAGGAUGUACCAAUGGCACCGAUGAUCCCCGUGGUUACCACGCGAGACUGCCGGAGCCUACCUUCCGUGGCCAACACCGUACCGCAACUCGUGGCACGGGAUUGUGCAGUCCAGAACUAUGACAUCCAGCCAGAUCUUCCGGCGGGUCUGACCUUGGACCCCAUCUCCGGGGUGAUCAGUGGGACAGCGACGGAGCUGCAAGCGCGGCCGGAGAUCUACUUGGUGACCGCGACCAACGAAGGAGGCAAGACAAGCGCUUACAUCACUCUAGCUGUGAUUGGCCAGAUCAGGGACUCGACGCUCUCCAGUUGCGUCACGGCGCCCAUGACCGGUGACCUGGUGCUGACCUUCAGGCUUCCCAGCAUCUCAGAGGUGCCUCGUUUGGAGGCAAGCCGGAAUUUUCCACAGAUGCUGCGGCUGGUGCUGCUGCGGCCGCUACUCCUCACACUGCUACGUAGUUCAGGCGAUCCCUUGGGCGACGUGUCCCGCCGCGCGGCCAUGGGCUGUGGGACCUUGGUCUUGGACGUGGACUCCACGGCGCCGGGAGGCUUUCCACCUCCAACACUCUGUCACUGGCAAGACUCCAAGGACUUGAACCUGGGUGAUGCUGGUGCCAUUGGGGCACGUCUUCACCUCUUGUUCCAAGGGGAAGCGACGUUCCAGAACGACUUCAGCUACCAGAUGGUGCUGAAGGCGGGUUUCACGCCCUCUUCGGCGAACCAAGAGUUGCUGGAGCUCACCCUCUUUGCCAGUGAAGCCUCUCAAGACGAGCGCGGCCUCUCGGCGGAUGCCUUUGGCGCCUGGACGAACCUGGCUGCGUUGCCGAAGAGCAGCCCAGCACUGCAGCUGAGGCAAGCAGUGUUGCUGCCCCAGGAAGACACGCCAUGGUACACUGGCAGGCCCAUUUACUCGCCAGGCUUCAGCAAUCCCCUGGUCGGAGAGGUGCCGAGCGGCUAUCCAUAUCCUGAAGGCUUUCCAGCUCCUGGGGUCCGGACCUGCGUGAACUUCAGCAGCUACUGUGCCACGUCUCCACACCAGUAUGUGAACACCGCCGAGGGGACGGCCUGGUACCAGGACACGGAUGCCGAGUUGGGAUUGUUUCCCUUCUUCGCGCUUUUGACGGGCACGGCGGUCCUCUUGCAGGAGAUUCAGGCUCAGAUGCUCUUCAACCCCUUUGGGAGCUAUGCAUUGAGUGCUGUGAACUCGUUCUCCUUGACUGAGCGCGUCCUCACGAACCUCAUGAGCUUCCAGAUGGAGUUCGCCCUUUCACCUGACAUCAGUGGGGCAUUGACCUUGGAACAGUUCAUCACGGCAUGCCCAUCAUCUCCACUGCGGACACCUCUCAUGAGAUUAGGCCCGGUGUGCAGUGUGCUGGCAGGUCCAUCCUUUGUGACUUGCACAUGUGAGUCCUCCUUGCAAAACCAUCCGCUGCAGCGGUGCGACCGCCUGCGGAUCCGUGUGAACGCUGGAGGUGAUAUUCGGGCCUCCAUCACGGCUUCCGUGCGGCUCUUUGCCACAGAGGACUGGUGGCCAGGCUACCAACCGACCCAGUGGUAUAUCCAGCUGAAGUCCGAGUUUGGCGGUCUCAAUUCCUACCGCAAGGUGGCCAAUGCUGGCUUCACGGUGUGGCAAGACUUCCUGAUGGUGCAAACGACUCCAGAGCUUUGCGCCGCAGAGUGUCUGAGUCGUUUGAACAAUCCCGCACCUUGCAACUCCUUCAAGUAUCACAAAGUGGAUCAGGACUGCUACCUCUCCAGCUACGUCGAAUCCGCCGCCUCGCCGCUGCGGACCGAUUGGCCUGGAGAUGUCUUCGACUACUACGAGUACCAGGAGCAAGUCGCCUAUGCCUUGCAGACCCAGCAGGUCUUGGUCUUCUCUGGGGUCUUCUUCUCCAACAUCACUAUGCUGGCAGAGACUUACUUGCAGCCGCCGCCUCCGAGUGCCCCGGCCUUCGGCGCUGUCGAGCUCUUCUUCCCAAGCUAUGUCAAUCAGCCGUGGCUGCGCUGUCGGAUCGACUUAAGCUUGGUGGUGCCUAUCCAUGGACAAAGCACCCCAACGAGCUUGGAUUUUCUGGUCCCCAGCGGCUUCCUGGGGAUGGCGCUCGAAACGCGACAUGUCGCGGUGCCCACGCCCUUGGGCCGUGGCUACUGUGGGGUGGGGCGCUGCCGGUGGCUGCUGACAGAUGGCCAGGCCCUGUGGCCCAAAGUGAACUACGGCUUUCAGGUGACUUUUCGGAACCCUCCUGACCCGCGCCUCGUUGGAGAGUCGUGGAUUCUGCAGGUGGUCAGCUCUGGCUUCGUGGACGGCCCGAGCUACAGCUCGGCUCCAGUCUCUGUGCCUCAUCCGCUGGCCGUGGACGGGCAACUCUUAGGCUGCGCUGUGCACCUCAACGACCCCAAGUACCAGCCCAGCUUAGGCAACACAAACUCCUCCCUGGAUCUCUUCUUCGUCCUUGCAAACGCCUGGAGUGCUGGCGCUGUGCUGGUCGUGCAGCUACCGGAGGCCUUCAGUUUGACGUCGGACUGUGAAGUGUGGCCUUUGACGCCGUGGUUGCGCUGGGACGAGGUGGCUUGUACUUCCAGCAAUGCCAGUCUGGCCGUGAACUUCACCGCGCCCCUGCCGUCGGGCGCGGCGCUGGCGCUGCGGAUCGCUCCGCUUUUCCUCACGGAUUUCGCGCCAAAGGAGUCCCUCAACCUCCGCUUGGAAUCACGCCCCGUCGCGGUCCAGCAGCAGUUUGGCGGCGCCUUGUUGGAUGCCCGCGAUGCCUGCCACCCGAAGGUAUGGUCUUGCGGCCUCUACCCGGUCUGGGCCGCUGAGCUGGUGUGGCGGCCCUCGCUGUAUCGGCUGGACUUCUUUGAGGCGCGGCUGUCGAACUUGGAGCGGCGGCGCAGCACGUGGGUGCACCUGCGCUUCGCAGUGAAUACGACCUUGGCAUUUCAAGGAAACCCCGAGGAUAUCCUGAAAAUCAGCCCACCCUAUGGUUUCUCGAUCCUGGAUGUUCAUUCGUCCUCGCUGCAGGCACUGCGAAGAAGGGAGCAGAGCGGCCAAUUGAAUCUACCAGAGGUCGUGGACCUCCCGACGGCCAUUGAGACGUCCAAAGGGACUUUUCUCCUGAAGCUGGACUCGCGGUCCAACUUGCAGGGCUUGCGCGUGAGCAACUUGUACGGUGUUGUGCAAGCACAGCAGCAGCACUUUGUGAAUCUGUCGGUGUCCUUCCCAGAGAGCGGGGUUGAGCCAUCUUUGGUGGAUGUGCUUUCGAGAGAGCCCAACCGUAGUGCUUGCGCCAACGUCUGGGGCCUGGGUUUCGAGGCUGAAGACCAAGCGCUGGUCUCUGGCUUUGCUCAAGGGGAGAUUCUGGCAGCUCUAGAGCAGUUAGUGGUGGAGUGCAACACUAGAGCUGUGGAUGCCAGCAAUGCCUUGUCCAUUCGCUUUCGGGCCACUGGCCGUGUCCUAUCUCUACCAGCCGGUGAGUCUUUGGUAAUUGCGCUUCGCUUUUCUCAAGACUUUGAGAUGACAGAGCCCAGCCCCGUGGCUGAGUACGCAGCGCCUGACAUGCGCUCUACCGAGACGGGCGUGGAGCUGGAGGGCCGGACCUUCCGGAAGUUGGGCUGUCCGAGCUCCUUGGCGCUCUACUCCUUGGGCCGCCGGCUCCGUCAGGAGCUGCCGGGGUGUGUGGUCUUCUUCAAUGACUUCCAGAGCAUCACGGAAGUCUUCUUCAAUGCAUCUGGAGUUGUGCCAGACACCUCCAACGAGGUGCUCCUCCGUGUCCGCAACCCACCCUGGACGGGGUCUGCUCCCAACAUCACGCUGGUGGCCUAUCGCACGGACCGAAGACCCUUUCGUCUGGUGCCCGUGCCCUUGUCAUUGGCGGAGUCCACCCGGGCCCUGGUGCCACUCCAAGUUCCCUUGACCACCCGCUGCGACCCGCUGCUCCGAGCCAUGGAGGCCGAGGUCUUCGCGGGAAGCUGCUUGCUCCCGGGCUUCGCCUCGGAGGUCACGCUGGGCUUUCUGGCCCCCGAGGUCUUUCAGGCCCCGGUGGCUGCCACGCUUCGAGCGCCCGAAGGCUUCCGCAUUGCUUGGGACUGCAACUUCGAGGCCUCGCAGCUCGUGGGCCCUGGAGGGAGGACCUUGGAGUUUCUCCUGGCGGGCUUCUUCAGCGACUGCGUGGUGAUGCCGGACGGGCGAUCCAUCAGCUUCACCAUCACCCGAGACAUCAAGGCCGUGACAUCCUGGACCUUCUUUACGAUCCAUGCGGUGAACCCUCCAGUGGAGGAACUCCCAGCGAGUACGGAUCAGUCGAGCUGGGCUUUGGAGGUGGGAGCUCAUGCCGCCUAUGGCGCCAUGCAGCUUCCCCUCCGCACCUUCCAGGCAGAGCUUGUGGAGUUGCCCCACUGGUACAAUGCGACCACACGGCCAGUGCUCUUGAGCUUCAGCUCCUUUUCACCAGUGCCGGCUGGCGGCUAUGUGGUGCUCACAGCACCAGAAGGGCUCCUGCUGCCAGAGCAAUGCGCACCUCGACGUCAGGCAGCCACAGCGGGCCUUCCAGUGUUGCCGACACAACCCUUUCGAGCCUUGGGCAACACGCCUCAGCUCACGACCAGCUGUGAGGUCGAUGGGCAACAUCUUCGCAUUGCCCUGUUGGAAGGGUCGCUGCCUGCAGGGCACUUCGAGCUGCGGUUCAUCAUCACUGAGGGAGUCAACUUUGCUGGAGGUGCGCGCCAGUGGCGCCUGGAGAGCUACACACCUCAGAGCUGCCAAGGCACUUGCUGUGUCAGGCGCCCGCACUUCCGGAACAUCGUCGGUCUCGAUAGCUUGCAGCUGCUGGACACUGCGGUCUUCUAUGCCCCACUGCCUGGCCGCUUCAGACAUUUGUUGAGCUGA
Molecule: messenger RNA, 5007 nt
Organism: Durusdinium trenchii
Lineage: Eukaryota; Dinophyceae; Suessiales; Symbiodiniaceae
Source: the annotation of a GenBank genome assembly